Messenger RNA from Lachancea mirantina, 2919 nucleotides. NCBI's taxonomy places the organism in Eukaryota, Fungi, Ascomycota, Saccharomycetes, Saccharomycetales, Saccharomycetaceae. The record is from the annotation of a GenBank genome assembly.
AUGAGUUUGAGUGUGCGUGAGACGGCGUACACUUUAGUGUACGAUCCAAACCCGAAUUUUGCGCGAAACACGGCUUCUGAAUUCCAAAAAGCGCUCGAGAAAGGGUCAGAUGAACAAAAAGUGGAAACGAUGAAAAGGGUCUUAGUGACGAUGCUUGACGGGAAUCCGAUGCCCGAGCUGUUGAUGCAUGUGAUUCGGUUUGUCAUGCCGUCGAAAAACAAGCAGCUCAAGAAGUUGUUGUAUUUUUACUGGGAGAUUGUGCCGAAAUUAGACGAUGAGGGCAAACUACGGCAAGAAAUGAUUCUGGUGUGCAACGCAAUCCAACACGAUCUGCAGCAUUCGAACGAGUACAUCAGAGGCAGUACAUUGCGAUUUCUGACGAAGCUCAAAGAGGCAGAUUUGUUGGAACAAAUGGUUCCUGCGGUGCGCACGUGUCUUGAGUAUCGUCACGCGUAUGUGCGCAAAUACGCUAUUUUGGCAGUGGGAUCCAUUUACAAAGUCAGUGAGCAUUUGAUCCCAGAUGCACGCGAUGUGAUUGAUACAUUUUUGGCCGCUGAAACGGACCCGAUCUGUAAACGUAACGCGUUUUUGGGACUUUCCGAAUUGGACCGUGAAGCUGCGUUAAGCUAUCUACAAGAGCAUAUCACGGCCAUUGAGACUUUGGACCCGCUUUUGCAAGACGCGUUUGUCGAUUUCAUUAGAAAGGACGCAGUUCGCACCCCAACUCUGAAACCGCAAUAUAUCGAUUUGCUUCAGGAUUUGCUGGCCUCUACGAAUUCUAACGAAGUAGUUUUUGAAGCCGCACUUGCUGUAAGCGUGUUGACCAAUGAUCCGCUCAUCUUGGCAGAAGUGGCAUCCAAGUUGAUUGAUUUGGCCGUCAAGGAAUCUGACAACAAUGUCAAACUUAUCGUCUUACAAAGGAUUCAAGACAUUCAUAAGAGAGCAAUGGGAGACUUGGAAAGACUUACACUUGACAUUUUGAGGGUUUUGAGUGCACAAGACCUGGAUGUUCGCGCUAAAGCACUUGAAAUAUCUCUCGAACUCGUGAGUUCCAGAAACGUGGACGAUGUUGUCAAGCUGUUGAAAAAAGAACUGCAAAAAGCAGUUGCCGAUUCUCAAAAUGAUGAAAAAGCUUCUGACUAUAGACAAUUGCUCAUCAACAACAUUCACAAAGUCGCUAUCAGUUUCGUGGAAGUUUCUGCAGAAGUUGUCUCUCUCUUGUUAGAAUUUAUCGGCGACCUAAGCUCCACUGCGGCAAGCGGUGUGAUAUCUUUCAUCAAAGAUGUUAUUGAAAGGUAUCCAAAGUUAAGAAAAGAAGUUCUGCAACAUCUAAUUGGAGCACUUCCUUACGUCAAUUCGGGCAAAGCCUAUCGCGGCGCUUUAUGGAUCUUAGGUGAAUAUGCUCUGGACAAGGAUGACGUCCAAAACUCUUGGAAACAUAUCCGUCAAAGCAUAGGAGAAGUUCCAAUAGUUCAGACGGAAUUGAGGUCUACCACGGGUGGUCAAGAUGAGGCGCGAGAACUUCAAGAUGUCCCAACGGGUCCGGUUGUUUUGCCUGAUGGUACUUAUGCGACAGAAUCAGCAUUUACAGCCACCUCUACAAAGGCGUUCACGAAAGAGGAGAAAGACUCUAGGCCUCCUUUGCGUCGUUUCAUUUUGAAUGGUGAUUUCUACACCGCAUCGGUCUUAGCAUCCACAUUAGUCAAGCUAGUUUUAAGAUUUGAAAAGGGUAAUCAUGAUGAAGCUAUCAUCAAUGCCAUGAAAGCGGAAGGUAUGCUCAUUUUGGUGAGUAUUUUGAGAGCUGGUCAAAGUUCGCUUGUCCAGAAGAAGAUCGAUGAGGAUUCUGCAGAAAGAGUUUUGACCGCUAUUUCAAUUAUAAUGGGUAACUUCGACGCGAACCAAGAGACGCAAGAACGUGAACUCCUAGAGUUGGCGUUUUUGAAAGCAACUAGAUCCUCUUUUGAAGAGCAAGCGGCCAUUGCGAAACGGGUAAAGGCCAAGAAAUUUGCAUCCCUCGCUGUCAAGUCAGCCGAGCCUAUUGACAAAGCUAUAGUCUUCAGGCAAUUUAGUCAGCAAGAUGUGCACAAUACUCCUGUUGACCAGGUCGAUGAGGACUUGGAAAUGGCCAUUACAGGUGGAACUUCUGCCGCCUAUCAAGAAGCGGUGUCUCUUGAAUCGAAGCUCAAAAAGAUUGUUCCCCUGACCGGUUUCUCAGAUCCUGUAUAUGCGGAAGCUUAUAUUACUACGCAUCAGUUUGACAUUGUGUUGGAUGUGCUGCUUGUGAAUCAAACGAAGGAAACGCUCAAAAAUUUACACUGUCAGUUCGCGACUUUAGGAGAUCUGAAGAUCAUAGAUAAUCCUCCAAGUACCAAUGUUGUCGCACACGGAUUCCACAAAAUUUCUAUAACAGUUAAAGUGUCAUCUGCUGAUACUGGCGUGAUCUUUGGUAAUAUCAUUUACGAUGGUGGCCACGGUCAAGACGCGAGGUACGUUAUCAUGAAUGAUGUUCACGUUGACAUUAUGGACUAUAUCAAACCUGCUUUCACGGAUGAAGCUAAUUUCCGCAAAAUGUGGAAUGCAUUUGAAUGGGAAAACAAAAUUACAGUUCGGUCGAAACUACCAACUCUCCACGCUUACCUCAAAGAAUUGAUGAAAGGUACCAAAAUGGGUAAUUUGACGCGAGAUGCACCAUCGAAAGACGAGGAAGAGUGCAGAUUCUUGAGUUGCAACCUGUACUCUAGGUCUUCAUUUGGGGAGGACGCGCUAGCGAAUCUUUGUAUUGAAAAGGAUCUGGAAACGGGCGAGGUUGUUGGACAUGUUCGCAUCCGUUCCAAGGGUCAAGGUCUUGCACUUUCCCUAGGUGACAGAGUUGCUCUGAUUGCCAGGCAAAUAAAUAAAGUCAAGUUAGAUCGCGUAUAA